AUGAGGGCUCUCAUCCUCACGAAACCACCUGGCACUACGACUCCCGUCCUCUCCUUCACCACAACUCAACCAGUCCCAGUCCCCGGCCCAGACGAACUCCUAGUACGCAUUCACGCAUCGGCAAUCCAACCAUCCGAUCUGUUAAAUGCGCGAGGCGAAUUCGGCACUACCACCUUUCCGCGAGUUCCCGGUCGCGACUUUUCCGGUGUCAUUGCCUCCGGCGACCAACAAGGAACACCCGUUUUUGGGUCAUCAGGCUCAACUCACGCCUUCACCGUCGAUGGCUUCCAAGCCGAGUAUGCCGUUGUCCCCGCCAAGGGAGUUGUGGGCAAACCCGACAGUCUAACUCAUGUUCAAGCUGCCACACUCGGCGUGCCCUUUACCACAGCAGCACUAAUAGUUGAGCAGUCGGGAGCCAAGGCCGGAGACAAAGUCUUAGUUCUAGGUGCGAAUGGAGCCGUAGGCAAAUGCAUAUGCGUGCUGCUGGAAGAACAGGGCUGUACUGUUCUCCGCGCAGUACGCGGACCGGCAGGCGAUGUCGACACCAAGGCAGAUCCGGACCUGAGGACGGUGCGUAGCCUCGCCCCGUCUGGUGUCCAUGCCGCUAUUGAUACUGUUGGCGUACCGUCGCUUACACGCGCGGCUGUCGAGGUUCUGGGUCAUGGUGGGCGUCUCGUGUUCAUCACUGCACCUCGUGGCCCUGAUGCGAAUAAGGAUUUGUCUUUUGAUAUGCUAGGUUUCUACCGCGAGGAGAAGAGCAUUGUGGGUGUGAAUUCUAUAUCUCACAGCAGUGUUCAAAUGGCGGGUUUGCUGGAGAAGCUGGAUCCAAUUUUUGCAAGUGGGCGGUGGAAGCAGGCUGUCUCGUCGGACUAUGAGACGGUACGGAUUGAAGAUGCGGUGGAGGCGUAUGCUAAUCACCAUGGAAAGAAGUUUGUCAUUACUAUGAAUUGA
Molecule: messenger RNA, 951 nt
Organism: Pochonia chlamydosporia 170
Lineage: Eukaryota; Fungi; Ascomycota; Sordariomycetes; Hypocreales; Clavicipitaceae
Product: GroES-like protein
Exons: 1
Coding region: 1-951 (316 amino acids)
Molecular function (GO): oxidoreductase activity
Source: RefSeq, a predicted model, not a curated record